Molecule: messenger RNA, 1545 nt
Organism: Pyricularia pennisetigena
Lineage: Eukaryota; Fungi; Ascomycota; Sordariomycetes; Magnaporthales; Pyriculariaceae
Exons: 2
Coding region: 1-1545 (514 amino acids)
Source: RefSeq, a predicted model, not a curated record
AUGUACUCCUCUUUGUGUGGUCUUCGGCCAAGGGCCUCCGUGUCGCCCACUAGGUUGGCAAGCACUCUCAGGAAAAUUGCCAGCAUGGCUGCAGCGGCACCCGCCAACCCGAAGCGAGAAGGCGACAUAUCAGAUGCGUUUGCGUCGCUCGCAGGUCAAAAGGAGGAGCCUUUACCUGACCGCUAUCGUGAGCUGAAGAUAUCACUAAUAGCCGGGCGCGAAAAGGAGAUCGAGGCUAGUUGGAAACGUCUCCUGGCCGCUCUCAAAACCGAAAACGACAUGAUCGUCCGGAAAAGAUUAUCUAUCGUUCCCGAGCUGGAAUACAGUGCGCUCGACUCACACCUCCCAGAGCUCAGGGACGAGAUCCAAAAACGGGGCGUCGCUGUCGUCCGCGGCGUGAUACCCGAGGCCGAAGCGAGGGCCUAUAAGAACGACCUUGAACAGUACAUCCGCAAGAAUCCAGACACCAGAGGCUUCCCAGCCCACGACCGACAGGUUUUCGAGCUGUACUGGAGCGCCCCUCAGGUCAAAGCCAGAGGUCACCCAAAUCUCCUGCGCACCCAACGUGCUCUUCUUGAGGGUCUCUGGACGGCAGGUCAUGACCAGCUGAUCAACUUGUCGACGCCACUCUCGUAUGCGGAUCGUCUGCGUAUACGCCAGCCCGGAGAUGCCUCCUUUGCUCUCGGUCCGCAUCAAGACGGAGGCAGCGUCGAGCGCUGGGAGCGGCAUGGGUACGGCGUGGGCAAGGUGUACGAUGAGGUAUUCAAAGGCAACUGGGACGGUGCGACUUUUGACAUGUGGGAUGCAGGAGCACGCAUAGAUGCGCGUCAAAACAACUACAACGGGCUAGGCGCGUGUUCAAUGUUCCGCGCCCUCCAAGGCUGGCUCAGCAUGAGCCACAGCGGUGCCUACGAGGGUACUCUGAAGGUGUACCCCGGUGUAAAGCUUGCCGUUGCAUAUAUGCUCCUGAGGCCAUUCUUCCAGCCAGUCAGGGCACCUGCUAAUUUCGGGACUUACGGGGUCGAGACGGGGGAGUUUUUGCAUCCCGACAACUGGGUGCUCGCGCGAAGUCAAGAUAUGAACUCGGAUCUGCAAGGCGCAACCCCUGGUAGGGGCCAGGAGUUCCCCCGUGCUGAGCUGCACCCUCAUCUCGAACUUGCCAGGACCAUGGUUCAUGUCCCCAAAGUCAAGCCUGGCGACUAUGUGGUUUGGCAUUGCGAUACCAUUCACGCUGUAGACCAUGUUCACAACGGCCAGUCCGACUCUAGCGUUCUUUACAUACCGGUCUGUCCAGUCACAGAGCAAAAUGCCCAGUACCUCGCCGCCCAGAGACAAGCUUUUCUGGACGGGACGCCCGCUCCCGAUUUCCCUGGUGGCAAAGGUGAAUCGCGGCAUGUUGAUCGGCCUACUGCGGAGUAUGCCGCGGAGCACCUGGGCUUGCAAGGGUUGCAAGCAAUGGGACUGAGGAGGCUGUUAGUGCCAGAUGAAGCUCCCCUUGGAGUAGGGAGCGUUCUGGAAAGUGCCAACAAAAUUCUGGGUUUCUGA